GAAGCUCCACACACCUGUAGGUGUUUGAGACAUCACCGGCCAAGGGAGAAGUAAAAUAUAAGCAGACCAUAAUCAGCAGAAGAAUGAUGACAAACAGAAGUGUGCAACAGUAAGAAGAUGCCUUUUUGUUUGUGAAGCCACUCAAGUUUUUGUUAAGACUUUAUUUUUCAGCAAUCAUAAAUAGAAGCAUAGCUAAAAUCCUACAUGACCACAUUUCUUCAGUCCACAGGCGUGAGCUAAAUGACGUCACAGAGUUAAUCAGGCAAAUAUAUUAACAAAAAACAGGUAUGGCAGUUUCUUUGUGUGAGAAAUGAACAAAUGUGAACAAAUGAUUGAACUGACAAAUAUGUUUAGUGGCAGGCUAAAUGGAGAACUAUCGAUGCUACAACAUGUAAUACUUUUGACAUGUUACAUGUUUGUCUUUAUUAAAUAAAAUGGGAGACCGGGAGAAAUGGGAGCCAGCAACCACUGUGACGAGAACUAAAAGUAUCAAUAUGCAGGGCCAUCAGGAUCCAAAGUAGUACUCUUGCUAAUGUAGUGCACUAUGGCUUUAAAUGGAGUAAGAGCAGGUUGACAGCAGGCUGAUGUUGAUGUGUGUCAACCAAAAAAUUGAAUGACAUGAGAAGCAUUUUUGAAACUUUUUACUGAGCAUAUAUUGAAACUUAAAUUGCUAAUCAUCAGUGUAUUUCAUGUAUUAUUGGGCCACAUAGAAAACUCUCUGAUCUGUACAGAUGUGCACUGCAGCAGCUCUCUCACCGAACAGCUGAGAUAGAACGAGUCAGGUAAAUCAGACAGAAAGAGACCUGUUUUCACAGUCUCUACCUGUCAGGCUGCACAGGGGAAUUGAGAAGGAUAGACCUUCAAAUGCUCCAAUAAAACACUGUAAUCAAGGCAGACAUUUCACCAGCACCAAUACACAACCCAAGUGUUAAAAUAACAAUUAGUGCAGAAAUAGGGGAGGGGUGAUUAUGAAUUCCUUUCAGGAAGGGUCUUAGCAGUAAGCUGGGAGGCGGUGGGGAGAUGUCGGGGAGUCAUGCGGCUUAGAGAUGGGGGGGGCAGCAGUUUUUGCAAUCAGCAUUAAAUAGAGCAGUUUUGUGCCUGUGUGAUUGUCAAGUGGGCCAUUACUGGUUGAUAAGAGCACUUUUUCCUUAUGUGGCUCUGAUUGGGCUGAGCAUGCUGCUCCCUCUCGCAUGCUGUCCCAGUGCAAUCAGGCCCCUCUUUUACCGCACUGCCAUUUUCACUGCUGUGAUUUCCACCCAAUCCCCCAUCGGCCCCCAGCCAACCCAACUCCACCUCAGCCUCCCCCAAACCCUCCUCAUCCUCUCCUCCAGCACCCCACCUCCCCCUUCAGAUGAGUACCCAUUUACAGCAAGGAGAAAAGGUCAUGCCAAACUCGUUGUGUCAAUUGUAAACCACCCCAAUUCUCACUGAUUUCAAUGAAAUAAAUGAGGAGGUGCAGCCCCCAGAGAAAGCAAAGGUCCACGGGGAAGUGAGAAAUUAGGAGAUGUUCAUAGAGGUUUGCUGGGACCAAAUGCUCAGCGCGUCUCCGGCGAGAGACUCUCCCACAUUCUUCUUUCUGACUGUAUGUAGACACCCUGUGUGUCCUUUCAAAUGUUACUACUGAAAGUAAAACGAUUUUAAAAGUUUACCAUUGCCAACUAAUGGGUAGGUAUAAAAAUCUAAUACCUACUAAAAAAGUUUAAAUACCUCAAUAAUCAUCCUCAUUAUAUAUUGUCUGUCUCAAGAUCGUGUUAUUUAGAGGUGUGAGCUAAUAAUAAAUAAUCUGUCAAACAGAAUUGAUUGAUGCUCAAUUUCCUCUUUUUGUCGUAGUCUGUAAUAGUUUAAUGAUAUUCCCCCUUUCUCAGAAAAAUCAUCUGCUUUGUUAAAAAAUAUGAUCCAAAUUUAUCAUUCAACCCAAGUUUAAAAAAAGCUGGGACACUGUAAAAAAAUGUCAACAAAUACAAAUAUUGAUGAUCAUUUCAAUUAUUUAAACCCCCUGUUUAAAUGAAAACACACUAAAGACAACACAUCUGAUGGUGAAUCCAAAAACUGUUACUGUUUUCUGCUUUUAUAAAAUUUGAUGCCAGCAACCUGUCGAACAAAAAGUUUUGCAGUGGCGUGCUUCGUGUUGUGUCACACUGACUUUCUUCAACACUGUAAAUAUUUAGGAACCAAUGAGAUCACUUUCUAGAGCUUUUGAAGUGAAAUAUUGUCCCAUUAUUGUCUUAUACAGGAAGUCAGCAGCUCCACUGUUUGGGGUCUCUUUUGUCAAUGAUUUUAUUUUAUGAUGGGCAAAAUAUCUUCACUAGAUGACUAGUCAGGCUGGUCAUUUUACCCAUUAUGGACCUUUGCUGUUUCAUGCAGAAUGAAUUCAUGUAGAGUAAAGUGUAGAAUUGUCUGAAUAGCAGCAUAUAUCCCUCCAAAAACCUGUUUGUAUCAUUGGCAUCAGUGAAUUCCAAACAGAAAGUCAAAUUUUGAUUUGUCAGGCCUCAGUCUAUCUAAACAGCGUCCGGAUCAGGUUUAAAUACAGUGUCUUUUUGUAUGAUAUAUUUUAAGUCUGAAUUUGAGACAAUGGUUUUGGGUGGUGAUUUUUUUGCCAAUCCAGUGAUUUCCACUGCAGAGUCACAGCUACUUUAAGGCAGUGUUGUCCAAGGACCUGAUAAUAAGUGCCAUGCAGUAUUCAUGCCAAAGUUGUGCCAUUGCCUUUUCUAAAUUUGGGUAUAAUUUCUGUCUACAAACAUAUUAUGAAAUUAUUUUCUCCCCAAAUACUGAACACUUUUCUUUGCCUCAAACAAGACCAGCAAACUUGAUGAAGUUUGCAGAAUUUAGGAAUGACUAAGCAUCUUGUAUUUUAUCUGGGUCCCCCAUGAAGUCCAUCGUAGAGAAACAAAUGCCACAAAGAAAUUAUAUUUUUAUGUGGGAUCUUAAAGCUCCUGUGAGGAACUUUAUUUUAAUGUAUUUUUUGGUAUCCCAUGUGGACCAAGUGAUACCUCUCUAUCAUUUAUUUUCAGAUCUUUUCUUACCUUACCUCUCAUUUUUUCGUAAGUAGUGCCUCCUGACCUUAAAUCUCGUCCUGCUGUCUUUCAACAGUAAAACUCAUCACACCGUGAAUACUUGUUGCGGUGGGUUUGACUAAGAAAUUAUGCAAAUUAGGCAAUGGCGUCAUCUAGCGACUUCUAGCCACUUUUAUGACAGUCACCGGUGACUUCCCUCACUGAGGAGUUGGCAACACUAGAAGGAAAAUCUUUUCAAUGGAAUAGCAACAACCAGUGAAGCAGCUUUUGUUACAUUCAUUGUUCCUUUUGGUUGCGUAACCCUCCAGCGUACACACAAUGCACUUUGGCGUCUUUCUAUGCUGAUCACUAACCCUAAUCCAGCCUCUCACAACUAAUAAUGGAGUAUUUAUAGAACAGUCUGCAUGUACAGCACUAGCACCACACACACACACAAACACACGCGCACACUCACAGACAUACAGCUGCUGCGCGGAGGAACAAGUUUAGAGGUGUGCUGACAGAUGAGACGUUGUUUUUGUCUGGUCCACAUCACGCAAAACAUUUAGCAAGUCAGCCAUGCAACAUGGAAAACAAAAACAUACAACUGUUACACUCUCAGAUUUACAUCUUUCCUAACUUCUGCACACUUAUCAGGUUUUCUGCAGAUGGUGCAGGGGAGUGAUAACGACUUUUAUGUCUGAGAGAGGAGUUUUAUUACCAUGACAAAGCACUUGACAUAUUUUAUAUGUUUUGCUGCGUUGUAUCCCUACUUUGACCUUUCACCUUCUCAUCUCAGACCACAUCAAAACAGCAGCUUUUCAGGACGUCUUUUCUUCUUCUGCAAGACUGUUGCAGAAACAAGGAUUCAUAGAGGAGUGGUUGUCUCAGACGCUCCUGUGUUGAACUCUCUGCUCCACAGCAUGAAAUGUUUGAUAUGUUUUAUCUGAUAAAGAGCAUUCAUCUCCACCAGCUGGAACAGGACACAUCUCGAUGGAGGCACGCUAACUCCUUUAUCUCAAUGCGAUGGUGCGAUACAGACGCAGACUCAUGCUGCUGCAGGUUGGACUGUUAUCUAGAGGACAGAAAAUGGCUUUUCUCACCGUUUGUAUGUGUGUGGCUGUAGGAGCAGAAAGGUGUGUGUGGUAUGAUGAUAAGUGGGGUUGCGUGAUGUGCUAAAAAGAAUCAAGGAAACAAGAUUGCAACUGUGGCUUUUCUCUCAAGGAACCCAAAGAGUUUGUCUUUUAGAUUUCUGUUUAUGAUCCUUUUGAAGUAUCUUAACUUCCUCAUUAAAAGAACGAUUCAUCUCUCUCAUUCGGUUAAUGUGAUUUGCAUACUGACGUAAAAGCAGGUGGUGCUGUACUGAGCUAUGUAAUUUAGUGAAACUGAAAAAUUGCAAAAUGGUUUUAGUUGACACCAUUGUUAGGUUUCUUAAAGCCCCCAUGAGGAGUUUUAGGGUGUUUAUGAAAUUGACUGAAAUUUAUAUUGAUGCUUUUUUAUGAUGAACAAAAGCACAUCAGAUCAUCAGCGAGUGACCAUUUGUAUUUAGUCUUUUUUAAUGUCCAGGACCAGUGCAGUGAGGUAGGUGAGAGUUAACGGCUAAAACCCAUAGGAUGGCACGGCAGGCGUACCAAACACGCAAGCAUUAUAAUCAAUGUGUGUCAUUCCACACAAUCCGUCCACUGUCCAGCUCCACUGUGGAUCGGCUCUGGUGGCCUCUAUUUUUGCCAGAUGGCGCAUCAAAUCAGUGCAGCGCAGCACGAGCAGCAGUGGAAGUUGUAUGUGGCUACAGAGUAAAAUAUCCGGUUGAUUUUCAAAAUAAAAUAAAAUCAAAACGUUGAACUGUUCUUCACUUGAUAAUAGGAGAGGCCAGGGUUGAAGGAUGUGUGUGCUUACAUACACAGCCAUUUAUAUACUCCGAUCAGCGGAUCUCAUUCAAUGUCUCACAGGGAAACAUGCGAGAUCUAGUGAGAUUUUGUCCAGUCUCGUGAGAAAUAUUAGUAAUCUCGUAACCGCUUCUCUUCCAAUGUCGGCGGCGGAUUGGAUCCGGUGGGCACUGUAUGCUUGCGCAUUUGAUCCACCUGCUGGUCUGGAGUGGAGCCAUUCCAGAUCCGGUGGGAUUCUGGGGUUGAGUAGUUAAGGAAACAGCCAUGUUUUUUUUUAAAUUUCAACAUAAAGAUUUCUUAAACAAUGGUAAAGCCGACUGUCAAAAUCAGCAGAAUAAUUUUUCUGUCAGUAGGCACUUUUUAAGCAUCUCAAGGACAAGAUGAGCAAAGACUGCUCUGUCUACAGGGAGCGCCAGAAUUGACACAAACAGAAAAUUCCCCACAGGAGCUUUACUCACUCCUGUUUGUGUUAAAAUGAUAUCAACUUUUAUUCCUUCAAAACAGAAAACACAACAACAAAGUGUAAUAUGAAGAGAAUCUGUAAAUCUGGAUAGUAAAAUCUAUUUAUAUGGAUCUCUUAUUAUCUAGCAAAGUGGAUAAUAAAGCAGAGGAAAUAAGUCAUAAAGAUAAGUAAGCUAUAAACAUGUCACCAGAUCGGUAUCAUGAUUGUCAGCAGCAAUAUAUAAAGAUGCCAUAAAGUAUUGUGGAUUAUAAAACAGUUUUAAGUGGAUUUUUAACAGCAACUGAAGCAGGAACUUUUUUAAAGAAUAUUUAAGUUGUUGAUUGUUUUUGUUUUAUUUGAGGCUGGCAUGGUUCUUGAGUCAAGAAGUAUCUUGUCAUGCCCUUUUAUUUAAGCGUUAAGUGAACUUUUGCUGGAAGAAAUGGUCAUUUAUCUCUUUGGCUGCAGGUAAGCUGAUUAUUUAACAACACCCAGUUAUAGGGAAUAUUUCCAUCAGUAUUAAACUCCCUCACUCUGUGCAUCAAUCUCCGUGCCCCUCUAACUACUCAGUUAUUAAACAGGAUUGUUGCCUUAAGAGACCAAUCCUGAACAAAUUCAUGUGUUUUAUAUGAUAUUCAUAUAAAAUGAAUACAAGUUGGAGUCGUAUUUCGUGAAGUUAAUUAACUUUUCUUAUCAAAUGGUUGGUUUAAAUUUCAGCAGUUUCUUUGGAUCCGAGUGCUGUUAAUGACCGCUGCUUGUGGGCCCAUAAUUUACAGAGGAGUAAAUAAGAGUAUUUACUCAAAUACCAUUUUAAAAGCAGAAGUAAACAUUAAUAUGCUGGUAUUCACGCUAAAAAGGCAAGUGUGGGCUGCAAUGAUUUUACUUUUUGUUGAAAAGAUGAAGUUAAAAUCUCUCACUCUUUGACAGAGCAGUGUAGGAAAAGAAUUACACUCAGGAAGAUGCAGCAGAAACAGAAAUGUCGAACAUUUACAGAGAAAGAAUUGAUUGCAUUUUCUUUUAUCUACAACCUUUCAUUUCUAUUAGCCUGCUUCAACCUUUUUAUCAACAUAAAUUAAUUAUUUUCAUUAUUUGAAUUUUUGUUUGAUCUGUAUCAUGUAAAUAUUAUUAGAAGGCAAAAAAAAAAAGAUAGACAUAAGGUUUAAAGUAAGGGAUGAUGAAACAGUUAAAACCUGAUAAAGAGAAUAAAGAGACUCCAGUAAACAUAUACGAUAUGGCUGUAGUUCAGAGCUUGCCCAAGCUUAGGGCCCCGCAGCCAAUAGGAGGCCCCCAUGAGCUAUUUAUAAAUAUAUAUAUAUAUAUAUAUAUAUAUAUAUAUAUAUAUAUAUAUAUAUAUACAUACUGUAUAUAUGUUAUUUUUGCAAGUAUGAGUGAUGCUUUCUGUACGAUCAAAUAUAUAUUAUUGUAAAAUAAAAUAAAAUAAAAACAUUUAAGUGUUGCUGCUAAUAUAAGCCUAUGAUUCUUACUGUCGAUAUGUCAAAGCUCUGCUACCAUUAUGUGCUUUACAUUUUGAAUUUAAAAUCUGUAUAUGGCACCCUGAACAUCAUUCAUCAGUCAUUCAUUGGUAUUAUUUGUAUGGUUGCAUUGGCAUUAACUAGGCCACCCCCUUAAUGUGUAAAGACAUGUCAGGUGCAUUAAAUUUAUACUGUUGUAGGUGUGUGAAUGAUCAGCAAUCAAUAUUAUUGGCAGAAAUAGAGGGCCCCAAAAUCAAAUUUUGCUUAGGGCCCCAUUGAGGCUUGGGCCAGCUCUGCUGUAGCUACUUAAUCUAUCAUCAUAAAAUGCUUUAUGGCAACCACGCCUGUGUUCAGGGUCUACAACUGAAUACUCCUUUAAUAAGUUGUAGACUAUGCAUGCCACUGGUAGAUCUCUGAAUUGUUGGAGUCAUAAGCAGUAUUUUCAGUAAACAAAAUGUCUUAAUUCUGUAUAGAUUUCUAAAUUUCUUUCCAAAUAAAACUGCAAAGAAAUUGAAGUUUUUUUUUUUUCUCAUAGAGUGCAACAAGCUGCUUCUCAGAGGGAGGCGCGGCCAGAGAGGAAAAGGAAAAUAUGAAUUAUGAUCCGCCCCCUGAGCAGCACAGCACAGCACAGACGGACUGACACCUCGAGGAAUCCUUCAGGAUAUCCACUGAGGAAAAAGAGGACACAGACAUGCGCUGGAAAAGUGAAGUUAAUGUAGAGUGUUGCAUUGUCAGCGAGGACGGGACCGGCUCUGUGUUGUCCAACGAUGAGGUAAGGUAACACUUCCAGGCAGGCGGACAGGCUAUAGACUUUUUUCUUCUUCUUCUUCUUCUUCCAGCAGGUUGUGGUGUGAGUCGGCGAAGGGAUUAAAUACUCGUAGUAAUUGCUUUGCCAAUUAAAUCAAAGUGGGCUUCAGUCUGUCAUUAAAGCUGGCCUUCAACGCGCUGACAGCUCAGUAUUUUCACAAUUUGAAGAAAUGUCGAAGAAAAUUACCCCUCCCUGAAUUCUGCAAUUAAAACUCAAGUAGUUAAUGAGACCUCUUCACCUUUUGCUUGUCCCGGUUAGACGUUUGUGGCGAACUUAGCGUUUUUAAUUGCUGUUAUUAAAAAAAUCAAUCCCCCUUCUCUCCCUGAGACCUCGCGCUGUGCUUUUUGAUUGACACCUGAAAUUGGCGUGUUGGGGUUUUAACCGCGGCACGCGCGCGCUCGCGAGCCGCCGAAUCCCCCAAAUGCAGAUCUGAAGAACAUAAUGCACAUAAGGAUAAGUAUUAGCUCGAGUGUUGUCUGUUUUUGUAAGUAAUGACUAUCCUUCUCUUUUAAAUGUCAUUUUGGAAAUCGUCGACGUUGUCAUGGUGAAAGGUGAAAGGCAUGAUAUUUAUGGGAAGGGGCAGGGGGCAUUUAAGGCAGCUGCUGUAGUCUGACGGAGAGACCUCCUCUUCCCGCCACAGCUUCUCGUCAUGUGCGAAGACUGCAAAGGAGAAGAGGAGCUGCUGGGCAAGUGCGCUGAAGACAGGAGGGACAUCAUGGUAGGAGGACAGAGGUGUUCGAGCCUCAAACUUUCUCUUCAAGUUUAUAGUUUUAGGAGAAAACUUCAAACUCUGUUAGCCAACUCCAUCUUCUUCAAACUAGAGGAAGAGUCAGUGUGGGGGCUCUACUCUUUACUCCAUCAUGCGCGAGACAUUUUAACGGUCAAAUUUGAAAAACAACAACAGCUCAGUUUGAUUCAACGGCUGCCAAUAUCCAGACUGAUACUAUUUUCGGUAUCAUUCUAGUUGUUUCUUUGACAGUAUAACUCCAGCUGGGAAAUUCUCUAAAAUAUUCGAGAAAUAUUUGAGAAAUACAGAUUUUUUUCCCCUUUCGUUUUAUGUUGAAUACUGUCAUGAGCAGGUGAACUGAGUUCUACCAUGUUAUGUAAGCACAUGUUUGAUGCUGCUGCUGCAGGUAUGUGGGUAAUUUUCUAACCACAGGUCUGAUGCCUUUAGGGUGCUCCGGUGGAAGUUUUGGAUGAAGACGCGUCUUCUCUACAGACCAUGACAUCUGUACCUCUGCUGGGCAGGGCCGUGUGCGCGAGCUGCAACGAGGAGAUAGUGGAUAAAUAUCUAUUAAAGGUUUGGAGAGUUUUUUUUUUCUAAAUAUGCAGUUAUUUUCGAUUAUUUUAUGUUUUGCUUACAGUGAAACUGCUUCCUUUGAUUAACUCAAACUUCAAUUAUCUCGUCUCUACUUCAGGUAAACGACCUGUGCUGGCACGUGCGCUGUCUGUCCUGCAGCGUGUGCCAGGCGUCACUUGGCAGCAGCACGAGCUGUUACAUCAAAGAAAAAGAGGUUUUCUGUAAACUGGAUUACUUUCGGUAUGUGUGUGUCAGUUAUUGCUACGAGACUACUUAAACUGACUCAUUAUUAACCGCUUCAAAUGACCUUUAUUUUAUAAAUCAGUAGUAGUAGGGGAGAGUGGGGUAAGCUGAGCCAACCCCUGUUGAUUGGAAAUGGUGAAAAAAAUUGAUCAUGUGACCAACUAUUUAGGUGAAAGUGAGUUUAGUCUGUCAUAAGUUUUAUUAGAAUUGCGUUCAGACCAAAAAAGAUCAUUUUAAAUUUGUUUUAUACACUAAUUGUGGUAUCUAUGAGCUACAACAUGAGGUCAAAAACCUAGUAUAAAAGUCUACUAUUUUAGCUUAGAGGACUAAUAAAAUCAGAAUAGUAGUUCUGGGGUAAGUUGAACCAAUCUAAGAAAGUAAAAGGAGUCUGAUGAGAGGAUCAGAGUUUCAGUUCAGAUUGUUGAAAUGUGUUACUUUUUCUUUUCAAAAAUACAGCUGUGAAUGUUCUGAAUCUCAUGUUAAAAUGGCUUUUUACAAAACAGCUUUUUAACUGUUAUACGCAAUAAUAAUAAAAUUAAUUAUUGUACCAGUUGAAUAGUGUAUAAUAGAUAAAAAUACACAUGAAUGUGAAGAAGUGACUGAUAUUUAGGGAGAGAGAAGGUGAGGGAGGGCUGGGGUGGCUCAACUUACCCCGCUCCUGUGGUCAACUUACCCCAUACACGGGGUAAGUUGACCAUAGGAGACCACUUUUUUUUAGCAUACUAUAUUAUCAAGACAUUUAUGUUUACACUCAUUCUGUUGGUUUGUACAACAUCUUGAAAUAUAUGCAGAUACACUAGUUAGAGACAAAACUAUGAUUGCCCUGAUGUAGUGAUCCGAAAUAUGAAAAAUGGCUCAUCUUACCCCACUCUCCCCUAAUGAAGAAAUUAACGAAAUACCGUUAGUAAUAACUGAUUUGUUCAAAAAAAUUUGUUUGAUUAGCCUCUAAAAUUAUUUGAGUGCCAAAAAAUGCGCAUUAUUAAUAGUCGAAAUUAUAGAUAGAGAGAAAGAUGCAAAAAAAUUGCACAUUUAAAUACCCCUUUGUAGCAUAAUGGAGAGUCUGAUUCGCUCCCCUGACCUCCACCCGCAGAAGAUACGGCACCUGGUGCGCGUGCUGCGGCCGGAACAUCCACUCCACGGACUGGGUGCGCCGGGCCAAAGGAAACGUGUAUCAUUUGGCCUGCUUCGCCUGUUUCUCCUGCAAGCGGCAGCUGUCCACCGGAGAGGAGUUCGCUCUAGUGGAGGAGAAGGUGCUCUGCAGGGUCCACUACGACUGCAUGCUGGACAACCUGAAGCGGGCUGUGGAGAAAGGUGAGUCCCGGGUGAACCAAUGGAGGAAAAAAUCGGGAGGGACGGAAAAUCGUUUCUAUAGACCAAAAGGAUUAAACUAAAAAAAAAUGCUCCUUUUACUUCAGUGGAGUACAGCUCAGACGAAAUAUGAUGUUAGUCUCCCGUUCUUGUUCAAAAAUCGGACACUUGAAGGAAGAGAAAUCUUUCAAUGUUUUCAGUCAAACGUGUUUAUUAUUAGAUGGUUAAUUGUAGCAUGUGUAUGUAGCAUAUUUAAUACAGCGUAUUUGUAGCCCUUUAAUGCCUGAAACCACAAACUAUAGCCAGAAAAUCCAAAUUUUUUUUGGAGCGGAAAUGUUUAUUUCACUUACUGCUGAAAACAAAAAAAAACAAAAAACAAAAUGUCCUUAAAAUUUAAAAAAUAUAUUUAUUUAUCUUGUUUGAUAUAUUAGAUGUUUUCUGUAAAGUGAUAAACUACAAGAGGACAUUUUUAUCAUUUAUCAGACUGUAUUCAGGUGUUUUUUUUUUAGUAAUUUGUUGAUCAUAUUGAUUUGAUAGAAGUUUAUAAAAGCAUGUAUCAAAUAUGAUACAAAAGGCAUUAAAGGGUUAAAAAUAAUACAAUAUUUCAAUUAGAAUAUGUGUUAAUGUAGUGAUCUGCUCUUGUCUUAGGAAACAGUGUUAACAUGGAGGGGGCAGUGCCCACUGAACAGGAGAUCAACCAGCCGAAGCCCUCCAAGAGAGCGCGGACCAGCUUCACCGCCGACCAGCUGCAGGUUCACCUCUAUAUAUAGACCCACUGAUAGAUGAAUGAUUUAUUAUUAUUAUGCAGGAAUAUUUAAAAGAAAAAAACAACCAAAGGCAUCGGCAUCUUCCUUUGAAAUGCAUUUAAUGUGACUUUGACUAUUCAAAAAGGAGGUAAAGGAGAUAAAGAUGUGACUUUGAAUAUUUGCUCUCUGUGAACAGUUGCAUGUUAAGGAUAGUAAUAUAGCAACAAGUUAACUAUUUUGUUAACAAGGGAAUGGCAAUAUAGGAUUAAAAAUGAAAAAAAAAAGUGUUAAUUUAUGUAAAUGAUUCUAUAUAGAACAGAUGUAUCAGAUAUUUAGAUUAAACUUUAACCCUAAUGAAAAUAAUAAAUUAAUCAUUGUACUCAGAUUAUCUGAAUUUUCUAUUUAAAGUCUGAAUACAUCAACAACCCUAGAGCCAGAAAUGCUUAUAUUUUCUUUUUUUUUCUCAAAAAACAAGAUGCUGCAUCUCAAGGGGCUUUCCUAAAUAAAUUGAAAUUGAAAAUUAUCUGAAUUUUAUCUACAUUAAUCACUGGAUUUGUGUUCAAAUGCAGGCUGUUAUAAUCAGCAGUGUCAUGCAUUCUGAUUUGAUGAACUUUUUAUUGAUCUCAUUUCCUUCUGACAGGUGAUGCAGGCUCAGUUUGCUCAGGACAACAAUCCAGAUGCUCAGACUCUGCAGAAACUGGCUGAGCAGACGGGCCUCAGCCGAAGAGUCAUUCAGGUUAGUGAGUGACUGAUGCAAGAUGGGAGCCUGGAUAAAGUGAAAUACUGUACACUGAAAAGAGACCUUUAGCUGCUAUUAGAUGUGUGAGUUAGCGUCAUGCACAUGUGCUACUACCAACAAAAAGUACCUACAUGUAGAUUAUUUAUUUUUAACCAAGUCUUUUUUAAAAUUGAUCUACUACUUUUAUUAUUGCACAUUUGAAUAAGAUUGCUCAGUACAGUGAAGCUGAAUGUUCAUGGAGGUUUCUUUUGUUUUGGUGUUCAUAUGUUAAAGUCCAUUUAAAUGAUCAAAGCAGCUAUAAGCAAUUCAUUUUAGAUGCAUUUGUGGUCAUAUCUAUAGAAAUUCUCUUUAAUCCUAUCAGAGAUUGACUGAUCCUCAAGUAAUUCUGAUCAAAUAAACAAAUUUAAUUUAAAAAAAAAAAUGAAAAGAUGCAGUGUUUCUACACUUUUUCUGAAGCUUCCUAUAACAGCUUUAACGACAAAAUAAAUCAAGUAUGUAGCCCUUAAUUCUAAUGUUAAAAUUGUGCAUAUAAAAUGGCCCAAAAGUCAGUUAUCUCAAUGUGAAAAAGGUUCUGCUUUUGCUUAGUUUCCAUUGCUGUCUCAUGCAGUGAAUGGGAGAACUAAACCAAGCCCUGACUAUGUUAUCAUUAACCCUUUACAAAGAAACACACUUUGGAGGCAGACAAAGUACAUCUGUCCUGUCUAGAACUUUCAGGGGAAUAAAUGUGCACACACAGUAAAUUAUAUUUGAAGUAAGAUCAAUAGUACUGCAUAAUGCCGCAAAGACAGAGGGAUUUCAUUCUGUAGUCUACGGGUAAAUGCAGCAAAGUCAGAGCUCAGCUUUAAAUGGAUGGCUGUGAAAUCUCAUUACUAACUAUAAACAUGACAGCAGAAUUUGGCUUUAUUAUUGUGGAAAGACAGUGUGGUAAAUUGAUGUCUUGCUGUUUUAGCCUGACUAUGUCUCUUAAAAGAAUGACUCAUUCAAGUUUUGAGUUCCCAAACAUCAUCAAUGCGGCACUAAAUGUGAAUAGAAUUGUACUCACAUCUUCACAAUAAGAAAAUAAAACCCUACAUAAAUAGAUCGCUGUUUCUGAGUUUGCUCUUGACCCCCACGGUACAUACUGACUCAAAGGUGUUUGUCCCGUCGCUCCAGGUGUGGUUCCAGAAUUGUCGAGCCCGCCAUAAGAAGCAUGUUAGCCCCAACCACAGUUCCAGCACCCCCAUGACCUCAUUGCAGCCCAGCCGCCUAUCCCAACCCACUCCAACCCCCGAAGAGCUGCAGUACACCGCGUACGGAGGCCCAGAGGGGUCAAUGCUUUCUGCACUGCACUCCUUCAUAGACAGUAAGCGAGAGUAUUUAUUUAUUUAUCUCUAAUAUGUUGAGCAUAUUUAGCUACUGAACCUCAUUUUUGGCUAAAAAUUUCAUCAGUUUAACAAUAUCAGGCUAGAAAAUUAACCUUAGAAACAGAUUUAAAGGUUGUUCAAAAUGAAGGACUUGAUCUUAACACUGUUGUAAUCCGCAACAACCUAAAUCAAACAACAUUUAAUUUUAUAUUUCAAAAGAGGGAAAUAUUUUUGUAUCUUAUAACUUUUGCUCUGUGUUCCUGCAGUACAUUCCCCACAAUCCAUGUUUCAACCACUGCUGCCAGCCCACGCCAUGACCUCCCUGCCUGUCUCUCACACUUGAGCUGCUCCGACACACACACACACUCCUUCACCAGCGAUCAUCCGACAGUAGCAGCUGCAGUGCUCAGAUCCCCGUGCUUAAUAUAAUUUUAUCUGAAGUGAACCAUCAAACCUUCCUUUCUUGAAACUGCCAGUAUUUCAUUACACGUGGAUAUUCUUUGAAAAUUCUUCUCUUGACUAUAAAUGACAGUCCUUUAAUGUACUGUACUGUGGAAAUUGAAAGGUUUCUGUGUACCUCAUAGGAUUGUGACACCUGCCAUUAUAGAUUUGUUUGUGUAGUUGGUGACACUGUUUGACUGUGCUACUUCUAAGUGAAAGCCAACAAGACCCCAGAUGUUGAUUUACUAUGAAGGUGACUUGAAAUUGUUUGUAUAGCAGUGUUUGAUAUUUUCAAUUUCAUUUAUUUAUUGUAUGUGACGUCUGUUUUGGAAAUAAAUGUCUAAUUUCACAAA
Messenger RNA from Xyrichtys novacula (pearly razorfish), 14071 nucleotides. Lineage: Eukaryota; Metazoa; Chordata; Actinopteri; Labriformes; Labridae. The record is from the annotation of a GenBank genome assembly.